AUGUUCGGAGGAUGGCCCGCCUCCACGAGUCCCUCCCGUCUGCUCUUGUCUGUUCUGGUCCGAAUCCCGGCCGGGAUGCUUUGCAGGGUAGGCGAUCUAUCGACUUUGCGGCAAGACACAAGCAAUCUCUCGUAUUCGUGGCGGCCGCAGCCAGAUCUCGAUGCGGACGAGACCCAGGACCCUGACAUCAGCAAGCAGGGCCAUUCACCACGCUUCAUCCAUGCCGACAAGUACCGCGACUUCGCGAGUACCGCUGGGCGGACGCCUCUGUCUCUCAUCAGGGAAACUGGAGGCAACAAUGUGCCUGUGGCCCGUAUUCCCACACAAAACUGCGUUUUUUCCUUCCACCUCGAUGCUUGA
This is a messenger RNA of Colletotrichum paranaense, 360 nucleotides long. RefSeq lists its product as uncharacterized. The transcript has 2 exons. NCBI's taxonomy places the organism in Eukaryota, Fungi, Ascomycota, Sordariomycetes, Glomerellales, Glomerellaceae. The record is from RefSeq and is a predicted model, not a curated record. The coding region runs from base 1 to 360 and encodes 119 amino acids.